Medioppia subpectinata is the source of this 675-nucleotide messenger RNA. Lineage: Eukaryota; Metazoa; Arthropoda; Arachnida; Sarcoptiformes; Oppiidae. The record is from the annotation of a GenBank genome assembly.
GAAUUGAGACAAGCGUUCAUUAAACAAAAACCGCGACUAUUAUUGUCGGCCGCCGUAUCGGUGGCCGUUGCGGGCAGAUAUGAUGUGGCCUAUGAUAUUCCAGCAAUGGCUAAAGCGCUGGACUACAUGUGUGUUAUGACGUACGACAUGCACGGCGUAUGGGACCAGAAACUAGGCCACCAUGGUGCGUUUGGUCUAUUUUUGAAUUGGACUUUACCGUACGUGGCGAAAGGCUUUCCCAAACAAAAGAUCAUGAUGGGUGUGCCGUUUUAUGGCCGCGGCUUUACCAUGACAGACCCGGCCAAACACUAUGCGGGAAAUGCUAUUACGGGUGUGGGCAACACACCCGCCGGCGACAACGGGGAGUCCAUGUACAGCGAACUGUGCGAUUUGGUUAAAACUAAGGGCUGGACCAAGCUGAGAAAUUCCCAUUAUGGUAGCGACCCAUACGCUUAUCACGAUCAUAUAUGGGUUGGCUACGACGACCCGUUCCAGGCCUAUGACAAGGCCAAAUGGGCCAAAGACCAUGGCUUUGGCGGUAUAAUGGUGUGGGAGAUUGGUCAGGAUGAUCAGAAAAAGUGCUGCUCGGUAAAAUUUCCAUUGCUCCGGGCGAUUAAUAAUGCUCUGUUCAAUACUGGAAAGGGACCAUCCGCCUAUAACUGCGAACAUAAAUAG